AGUAUGAGUGUAGUCUGACGAAGGAUGGGUGCCGAUCUAGUUCUCAGCUUUUCUCGCAAACUGUUCAUCUGAUAGAGAAAUCGUCGUUUUCUAUUUUUAGUUCUUUCAAUGAAGUUUGUGACUCAAGGAGCAUCUGUGCAGCUACUGCAUGUUAUGUAGAAGCGGGAAGAUAAACAGAUUCAUUGCGAUCUUAAUUCAGUAAAUACGAAGCAAGCAGAUAUGUGUGACACAACUGUCCUGCAGGCAAGGGUCGAGUCCUCACUUCCUCUGUUUGUAGAGGGACUUACACGUCGGUCACACAUCUCACUCUUCACUGUCAGUUCCGACUAGAGUGUAAAGAAACAUAUCUAUCUCUAUGUUCCGAUGCACGGACAGACUUUUAGACGGACCUUGAGUAACAAAAAUCUGUAUCCCCAGAGAGCUCAUCCAGCGUGAGGCGAACAUAAUAGCCCUGAAUAUAUUUCUCUUUCUAACCCUACUAGUGAUCUCAGGUCACUAUAUUGAAAACUUAAAACUCGACAUCUCCAUGUGCAGUGCUUUGAUAUUCUUUACACAGAAAGGAAAAAGAGGAAAUAUAAAGAAAUAUAUUGACCAAGAUCAGGCUCCUUCGCAGCCGCGUGCCCGGGUACAUCAGACCCGUUUCACCCUGUCCACAAGGUCAAGUCAGAGAAUGUCUGUCGCACCGAAUUACAGUCGCCGUGUAAUCACCAGAAAGACAAGGGCUUUGCGUCUGGUGGUUUAUUCAUUUUUUCUUGUGACGGCAGACACCUGGGGAGGUGGAGAGGGACACCAGCGAAACCCCUGUACUUUCCCGACUACCACUGGGACUGUUUGCCUUGCACAUAAAUGUUUACACUGUAACAUUUACAAGAACAAUUUACAGGUUGGCUUCUCUGUAACGGACUGUAAAUAUUGCUCUAAAGAUUCUGCCUGUUGUAUCCGGUGGGACGAUAACAAUCUUUUACUGGACUGCAGACCUUGCUCUACAGAUGAUGCCAGUUGUAUCAAGUGCGAGGAAAGCUGCUGUACAGAAGUUCCUCCUCCCUCUAAUAAAGAAGCCCCAAAAUCCACAACCACUCUAUCCUUGAGUUCGAGUUUGUCGACAUCAACCCACAAAGAAGAUGGAGAUGGAAACGACGUUCAUUUGUCUGCCUGCAAAACAAUCUGCAUUCUAGGUGCACUUUUGGCAUUCAUUGUUGGAGUCAUCGUGGGCCUUCUCGUAGCUUGGCUUAGACACCGGAAAUGCAGUAACCCGCUUCAAGAGUCGCCUGCCAACACCGGAAUGUCUGAGAUGGUCAACACCAGACACGACCACAAAGACCGACAAGAAGCAUCAGGAAACAAUUGCGAGGAUGUCCAUUCCUUGGCCCAGGUACUCAACCUGCCCAGUGACGUCGCAUCUGUUCUCCAGCCAGAGACUUCUACUGUUCCUAACGAUCAAGAUUCUGGAGCUGGCGUGUACUCUCAUCUUCGUGUUGUCAGUGAAGCUGAGACUACAGAGUACACACCUCUGACGCCUCCAGACGAGAACAACAUCACAACGCCGCCUGCUUCCCAGCAAAUGAUGGCUACUCAACAUCUUCCCAACAUCGACGAGGCUGGAUAUGAGAUACCAGUGGUUCUUAACCUUGUUUGAGGUACCGAACCCACAAGUUUCAUAUGCACAUUCACCGAACACUUCUUUAGUGUCAUCACGAAUUGCGGGUGUGUCUUGACCUCCGUGGCGGAGGCUCCGCCGAACCCCCGAGACCGACUCACCGAACCCCUAGGGUUCGAUCGAACAUCCUUUAAUAACCACUGCUCUAGACCUUCUGAACCUCUCAGACAUCAGAGCGCCACCUUACGGCAGGCACUCUCCCUAGACCCUCUCGAGGUACGUUUCGACGACGCAGAAGGCUUGAUCGUCAUGACAACCAAUGACAACGUACUGACUACGAGCUGGCUAAGGUCGUCAGCGACAAAAGCUCUCUGUAGCUGGAUUUUGUCGCAGCAUCAUCAUGUAAUUGACCUUAAUGUAUCUCAACACCACGUAAUAUUUACGUGUAAUAACCAUCAAAUGACAACUAGCACAGUGCUAACUUUUCCCUUUAAAGUUACUUCCUUUGCUUUCAGCAUUUAAGUAUGCAAUGGUUUUCGUCUGAUGGUCAUCGCUAGAAAAUACUUUUACUGAAAUGCAAUGAGACUGACGAAUGCAACUGGCCCUCAUCCCCUCAUCUCACGUACGUGACCUGUACGACUAAAACAGUUGUCAGCCAGACAAAGGACUCCUCGUGGCUUUUCCUCUGUUUCAGAAUAUUCUUCAUCGAGAUGAAGAGAUAGUUAUUCUACAUCCUGAGAUGUUUCCGAAUCUGAGCUAGAAAAAAAAAACAACAACAAAAAACAAAACAAAAGAAAUUUAAAUACCCCCAAGCACUUAUUGCAAAAUAUUAAUUAUGAAAAUGGUUUUUGAUGAAAUACAUCUUUGAUAUUAAAUUAUUAAUUUGAUUAUAUGCAUCUCCAUUUUAGUGAUGCCUCAAUUCAAGUGCCGAUCACUUCUCUCUCCCCUUAGAACCUAAUGGACAUUUCUGUAAAUAGUUCCAGCACCUGGAAAUAGUUAACUACCUUGUUCGAUUCAUAUUUUACAGCACAGCAUAUGUUAGAAAAGUGUUUCCGUCUGUAAAGCGUUCUUAAUAAAACUGUUUUUUCCAGUUAUUUAAUAAAAAUUAUUUUUCAAGAA
Molecule: messenger RNA, 2716 nt
Organism: Pomacea canaliculata
Lineage: Eukaryota; Metazoa; Mollusca; Gastropoda; Architaenioglossa; Ampullariidae
Exons: 8
Coding region: 527-1636 (369 amino acids)
Source: RefSeq, a predicted model, not a curated record